Molecule: messenger RNA, 3053 nt
Organism: Pangasianodon hypophthalmus (striped catfish)
Lineage: Eukaryota; Metazoa; Chordata; Actinopteri; Siluriformes; Pangasiidae
Product: dynein axonemal assembly factor 5
Exons: 13
Coding region: 192-2711 (839 amino acids)
Biological process (GO): inner dynein arm assembly; outer dynein arm assembly; cilium movement
Cellular component (GO): cytoplasm
Molecular function (GO): dynein intermediate chain binding
Source: RefSeq, a predicted model, not a curated record
UUGACGUUUAUUGUGUAAUCCCUAGCCCCCUAGGCUAGAGUGCUUACACAAAAGUUCAGGUUGAAAACCUUUGCUUUAGAUGAUUAUUGCACAGUUUUAAGAACGUUUGGAGUGUAAAAUCGAUCUGCCGUAAAUAGGCGUGUUUGUCGUAAAGCUGGUCGUUACCAUAGCUACUAGCGACUCAGCAACACAUGUGUCUAGUAAUGGCGACAGAAGAAGAACGUGCUGCUGCGGAAAUUAUGAGAUCUUUGGCCCGACACUUAAACUGUUUGAAUGAAGGUGAGAAAAGCACAAGAAAACAAGCAUUGGAGGAUAUAAAAAAAGAAACCAUCGAGAAAGGCUUGUCAAGUACCGUGUUACAAGAAGUUUUUGCGUGUCUGCUGAAGCCGCUUCUGAGAUGCCUGUCAGAUCCUAUGGAAAGAUGCCGAGAAGUUGCUAUUCAAAUAAUUGGAGACUUCAUAAGAUGCGUUUCAAAACCAGAGUCGUCAAUGCCUUAUAUAAUGCCUUCCUUGGCUCAGCGACUCGGUGGAAAAGAGAUAGUAGAACCAGCAGAAGAGUUGCGGCUGUCCAUGGUAGAAGUUCUGUCGCUUAUUGUAGAGGUCUGCGGGAGACACCUUGCCCCGUACCUGGAUGAUAUGAUAAAAAUCCUGCAAAAAACCAUAAUUGACCCUUUCCCCGACGUUAUAAAGGAGAGUUGUAAAUGUACAAUACAGUUUGCCCGGAGUAUACCAGACCACUUCCACAUGCAAGCAGAGUGCCUGGUUAAGCCCUUGAUGCAGACUAUCUCACACCAGCAUUCACGGGUGCGAAUGGCUAUCAUAGAGGCUUCUGGGGCUGUUAUCCAGUAUGGCACAGUGAAGACCAUGGAUGAUGUGCUCUCUCACAUGGCACAGAGACUGUUUGAUAACUCACCCCAGGUAAGGAAGGCUGUGACUUUGGUUGUUGGUGACUGGCUUCUCAACCUCCGGGACAGAUACUCUUACUUCCACAAGCUUAUUCCACUGUUGCUGAGCAGCCUCAGUGAUGAUCUCCCAGAGAUAAAGGCUUUGGCAUGUGAGCUUUGGAGGCAAGUUGGUACUCAGUGGGAGAAAGAAAAUGAAGAUGAUCUGAAGGACAAAAUGGACUUCUUCCUUUCCUCAACUUUGCAGUACCCUCCUGGAGUGGAUCGUCCAGGGCUGGGCUGCAGAGAGCUGGUGGUGAGGAACUUGUCUAAGCUAAUGCCGGCCUUGAGUCGUGAUGCUAGUGACUGGCUAGUGCAGACAAGAGUGAAGACAAUGCAGCUACUUCAGGUUCUCCUGCUGCAUGCCGAAGACCACUGCACACAACACCUGCAGCAACUGCUCACAACUCUCUACCAUGCCUGCACUGACUCAGAACAAGACGUUAGAACAAACGGUUUGGAGUCAGCCAGGCUUCUAGGGGUGUUUGUUAGCCCAGAGGUCUAUAUCAAGCUAUUACUGGCUCAUGUGAAGAACUCUUCCUCCUGCUCCAGUUCUUCUCCUUGGGCUCCUCUGAUGGUGUUAGCGGCAAUGAUGAAGGGGAGCAACAGGAAGGUGCUGGGUCCACAACUUCUCCAGGUUGGACAAAUACUUGCCCAUUCUGAUGUCUGUCAGGAGUCUCAGCAGACCGUGUAUGUUGAGCAGCUACUGGCAUGUGUGGAGGUUCUUCUGGAGGUGUGUGAGGAAGAUUGUGGCGUCAUCAGUCUUCCACUGCUAAAGGUUCUAGUGACCAUGCAGUGUGUAUCCACAGAGCCACAGAUCCAUACUAAGGCAGAGGAGUGUAUAUUGCAUUUGUGUCAAGUACUAAGUCUCAGUAGUGUGCAUGAGCUCUACAGACAGCACAUGGCACAAUUACUGCAGUGGCUGUUGGAAUCCCAAAAUUCCUGGUCCACUUACUCUAUCCAGAAAACCCAACUGGAGAUUAUCGCCCUUCAGUCCGGCCCAGUGGUUGGAGAAUUUCUCCCAGAGCUCAUGCCUCUAUUGCAGAAUUGUUUAUUGCCGAGUCAAGACCCAGAGAUUCGGCUGCACGUUUUCACUAUGCUCUCCAAGCUUCUGUUGAAUUCUAGCAAUACAUUGGAUUCACACGGGAAGUUUUGUAAGUACCUAGAGGUGUUUCUGAAGGAGCUUCUGUUGCCUAAUCUGGUGUGGCGUGCAGGCCGUGCUGCUGCCGCAGUUCGGAAUUCAGCUCUCAGCUGUCUACUAGCUACGCUGCAGGGCGGAACUCUUUCAAAGGAGCAGGUUCUAAAUAUGGAGACAGAAUUCAGUGCUUAUCUGAUUUCAGCACUGGAGGAAGACUCGGAGCUCUCUCGUCUGUUGGCCUGUAGAUCAGUAUCCUCAUUCAUUACUGUUGCAGAACGAUGUCUUAACCCAGACACACUCAACAAGAUCUAUCCAGAGCUUUUAAAACGGAUAGAUGACAGCAGCCCGGAAGUGCGCGCUGAAGCUCUGAAAGCUCUGAGUGUGUGGCUUUCAUCUUUAGACAAAAACUAUGACACACACACAUACCACCCCAAUCUGGAGUUCCUUUUCCAACAAUUGCUGCUGUACUUAGAUGACCCUGACCACCAAAUCCAGCUUAUGGUACUGGAGGUUCUGAAAGCCAGCAGUGUUGCAGAUCCUGUUCUCCUGCAGCAGAAAGUGGAGGAAGUGAGAGAGAAACUGCGCAGCUUUGAGUACUGUGAUCAGCUGCUCCAGUACAUUCAGUCCCACUGAUGGACUCCCACAAAGCAUUGUCCAGUGGACUGCAUACAGCUUCUAACUUUCUAAUAUUUGGUAGAUCAGAAUUUUGAUUUGAAAGUUGUUUCUUUAUAUGGUCAUAUACCAUGUUGCUUUUCUGGUAUUACUUUAUCUAAGGAGAUCUGUAACAAAGUUUUUAAAUUGUGUCAAUUGUCAGUCAUGGUUUGCUAUAUUACUUAGUUGUAAUUCUACAGGAUAUAGAUGAAAGUAAUAUGGUUAGCAGUAGUAUCGGCAUUCUUUUUUGCUGUUUUUUUAUUUUCAAAUACUGUUUGAUAUGUGUUAUUGCUGUAUUUGCAUUAAAGGCAAACAUGGUAGAAA